AAAAUGUUGCCAUCAUCUACUAUCAUAUUAUCUCUACUAUGAAUUUCACCACCACCCCCCACCUUCCAUCAAUAUCUUAAACCAACCCAACACCCCCCACUCACCAAGAACUUUCCUUACUCUUCAUGCGCUCCUUCAAUAUUUUAUUCCAGCUUCUGUUUCCUUUGUGACUAAUCAUGACGCGGUUAUUUCGAUCUAAAUCUUGCACCACCACCGCAAAUAAUCAUGACUUGGGAUCUGCUUCAAUGUCUCAUACACCUUCUCAUUGCGUGACCAAUGAAGACGACGAAGAUGAAGACGAAGAGGAGUUUGAGUAUUUUUUCGAGAACCCUAUUACAACGCCCUUCAUUGGGCCGAAUCAUCAUCAUUAUGAGAAUGAAGAAGAGCAAAGGUCUCCCAAUAAUAAUCAGCUGCCGCAAAUAUUUUCCUCUGUGGCCUCGGCUCUGAGAAAGUCUUUGCUGGUCACGUGUAGCGCGGUGGAAACAGCACAGGAUGAUUUCUCCUCCUCGUCUUCGUCGAUGGAGAUUGGAUGUCCAACUGAUGCUCGCCACGUCUCUCACGUCACGUUUGAUAAGUUUAACGGGUGCUUCCUUGGUUUGCCACUUGAACUUCAGCCUCAGCUUCCGGGCAAAGUUCCCAGCGCAAGUGUCAGUGUGUUCGGGGUUUCUGCCAACUCAAUGCAAUGUUCUUAUGAUCAAAGUGGGAAUAGCGUACCAACUAUUCUACUUAUGAUGCAGAAGCGUUUGUAUUCAGAAGGGGGCCUUCAGGCAGAGGGAAUAUUUCGGAUUAAUGCAGAGAACACAGAGGAAGAAAACGUCAGAAACCAUCUAAACAAAGGAGUAGUACCGCGUGGAAUAGAUGUACAUUGUUUGGCAGGCUUAAUCAAGGCGUGGUUUAGAGAACUUCCUGCAGGAGUGCUUGAUUCUCUAACUGCAGAGCAGGUGAUGCAUUGCAACACCGAAGAUGAGUGCACACAACUUAUUGCACGACUUCCUCCAACAGAAGCUUCACUUCUUGACUGGGCAAUUAAUUUGAUGGCAGAUGUUGUACAGUAUGAAAUUCUGAACAAAAUGAAUGCGCGGAAUAUUGCAAUGGUUUUUGCACCCAACAUGACUCAGAUGGCAGAUCCUCUGACUGCACUGAUUCAUGCAGUUCAAGUGAUGAAUUUGCUAAAAACCCUGAUCAUGAAAACUCUUCGACAAAGAGGAGAUUAUAACACAAUAGUUGGGUUGCUUUCGUCGUGUGGUGAUUCACCUAGCAAGAACGUUGAAGGCCGCUUGUCGAGUUCAAAUAGGUCAGCAACAGAAUGUGACCACAAGGAGACUGGGGACACUAACAUGUUGCAAAGUUCGACUAUAGGCCGACUUGAAUCCGAAAGAGAGGAGAGACUAUGGACCUUCAACUGCAAAGAUGGAGAGGAAUCUGAUUACGGACCAUCUAUAUUAGCUACGAAAACGCCUGUUACAUGCAGCAGCAAAGACAGGAAAUGUAACAAUAGUCCAGAAGGUUAUGACAACAGGGGAACUGAAGGGAUACUAAGCAAACUAAGUUUUACAAGAGGAGUAAGAAGGCUAUACAGACACCCUCUGUUUCAACUGAAUAAGGCAGUUAAGAAGAGUGGAACCAUUGGAUUUGUAGAUACUACAGGAGAUGGUGAAAAAGUUUGGACAUAAGAUGCAUGAAGAUGUGUGAUUUUCUUUCCCAGUUCUAGUAGUCUGUAAUACUAAUAUUUUCGUUUUUUAGUAGUUCGUUUGGGAUUGUUGCUAAAAAGGUUUAGAUUUUUAGGUAGUAGGUGUGGAUGAUUUUUAGUUGCAUAAUUUGGGAGAGGCGAGUAACAUACGAGAUUGAAGUUUUUUUC
Messenger RNA from Daucus carota subsp. sativus, 1858 nucleotides. Its product is annotated as rho GTPase-activating protein 5. The transcript is spliced from 5 exons. Gene Ontology annotation, molecular function: GTPase activator activity. Gene Ontology annotation, biological process: signal transduction. NCBI's taxonomy places the organism in Eukaryota, Viridiplantae, Streptophyta, Magnoliopsida, Apiales, Apiaceae. Bases 177 to 1673 code for a protein of 498 amino acids. The record is from RefSeq and is a predicted model, not a curated record.